GACUGAUUUGUGAUGAUUUAUAUUCCAUCAUUCUUUGUUUGUAGAUCUCUAUGUCAACACAUUUCCCCCCUUUUUAGGUAGCUUCUUCCUCUUCUUUGUUUUGUCUCUUAUCAGCUCCUCGAUCCCCUCUCUCAAUAUUAUUCCUCGUUCAGUUCUUAAUGUAGGCAGAAUUCAGUAGCCAGGUUUCCCUUCUUAGCAUGCCGAACUCGGAGCUGAUCCUUGUUAAAGACCGGAUCGAAUUCGAUAUCCUGAAACGACCGGCAUUGGAGUUUCAAGAGGAGUGCCUUGAAGCUAAAGCUAUUAAUACUUCUUCAAACGAUGUUCCUAUUAGUGAUGGUGAAGAACGACAAUUACUGGAAGAUGAUGAAGAGAAGAAAGGAGAAGAAAGCGAAAAGAAAAAUAUAUCGUUAGGAGAGUUCAAGGCAAUGGUCGAUGAAGACGAUGGAUUCAAGACUCCAACGUCUUUGGAUUAUAAAAUCCCAGAGAUGAAACAAUGUCCACCUGCACCAAGAAAACCAAAGGCAACUAAAAGAAGAGCAUCGCCGAGUAGCAGUGGUACUGCAAAUGCAAGCACAUGCCGGAAUCUGCAACUUCAUCUUUCACAAGCUGUGGCCUCACUUGUUGAUGAUUUACACAGCAAGGUCAAGAAAGCUCGAAUACAUGAAAAUUGA
Hibiscus syriacus is the source of this 671-nucleotide messenger RNA. Its product is annotated as cyclin-dependent protein kinase inhibitor SMR10-like. Gene Ontology annotation, biological process: regulation of DNA endoreduplication. NCBI's taxonomy places the organism in Eukaryota, Viridiplantae, Streptophyta, Magnoliopsida, Malvales, Malvaceae. The transcript has a single exon. Bases 198 to 671 code for a protein of 157 amino acids. The record is from RefSeq and is a predicted model, not a curated record.